Podospora pseudocomata is the source of this 792-nucleotide messenger RNA. RefSeq lists its product as uncharacterized. The record is from RefSeq and is a predicted model, not a curated record. The transcript is spliced from 2 exons. Lineage: Eukaryota; Fungi; Ascomycota; Sordariomycetes; Sordariales; Podosporaceae. The coding region runs from base 1 to 792 and encodes 263 amino acids.
AUGCGACUCUGGGAAUUAGUCUACAGCAAACCCGAUGGCCAUUAUUUACGAGCUCUUUGUUUGUUCUUAAAAUACGAAACCAAAAUACAGUCUCUGCCUAUCUCCAACUCUGAUGCACUGUCUGAACUACCUUUCGAGAAUGGAAUAAACCACCAGUCUUGGAACAUGACUACCCUGCAGCAUGCCACCACCGGCAACCUCAACGGAAACCGACCGCCUUCACCAUCGGGUCAAGUCGAGAACUUGGAAUCGGUUAUACUGGGAACAGGCGCGGCGUUGAUGCCCAUCACUGUCGCCAUCGCGAUGGUCCGGAUUGCAACCGGGCGGGCAGUUUCAAAACUGCAUGUUGACGAUUUCGCCCGGCUAGGCGUAGCCCGUCACGCCUGGGACAUCCCACUUACCAGCAUCAACCCUCAAGUCUACCAAGUCUGGGCUGCGCACACUGUUUUGGGUAUCAUCUCCUUUUUCAACACCAAGGCCCUCAUCCUGACGUUUUAUCUCCGGCUUUUUGGGACUGUGCGCUGGGUGAGGUGGAUGUGUUACUCUCUUUUGAGCCUGUCGGUGGUUAUAUACGGUAUGAUUGGGCUCUGGUACGUCGCUGGUUGCGUACCCAAGAACUCGAAGCUGCCUGUGUGUGAUGAGACAGGGCCGUUGAUAUUAGCGGGAGGGGUGUUCACUGUGGUGGCGGAUGUGAUGUUGUUUGGGAUGCCGUUUCCGGUUAUCAGGGGGUUGAGGCUUGGGAGGGAUAAGAAGAGGGGGUUGGUGGUGUUGUUUGGGUUUGCGAUUCUGUGA